CCCCUCAUACUAUUAUUGCUUUACUAUAAACUAUCUCAAAAAACUGACCAAUGUGCUUAACAACAUACAUACACACACAUGUAACACAUCUAGAUGUACAUACAUACACAUAUUACAUACACAAAUUUCACAUAUACGUACAUACAUAUACAUGCACACAUAUACAUACAUAUACACAUACACACAUACAAAUACACAUACAUGUACACAUAUACAUACAUACAUACAUACUAUGUACACAUAUACACAUGCAUACAUACACAGAGAUGUAAAGAGACGUAGGCUAAUGUCUUUUUUUUUUUUUUUUUUUUUAAAUAAAUAACGCUGUAUUGAAGGGCGGAAGAAGUAAAUGAUGU
Molecule: messenger RNA, 356 nt
Organism: Loa loa (African eye worm)
Lineage: Eukaryota; Metazoa; Nematoda; Chromadorea; Rhabditida; Onchocercidae
Exons: 1
Source: RefSeq, a predicted model, not a curated record